Messenger RNA from Pogonomyrmex barbatus (red harvester ant), 1991 nucleotides. It is a transcript of the gene Agxt, whose product is annotated as Alanine-glyoxylate aminotransferase. Lineage: Eukaryota; Metazoa; Arthropoda; Insecta; Hymenoptera; Formicidae. Gene Ontology annotation, molecular function: L-alanine:glyoxylate transaminase activity; L-serine:pyruvate transaminase activity. Gene Ontology annotation, cellular component: peroxisome. The record is from RefSeq and is a predicted model, not a curated record.
UAACAAAUUUAAUUCGAUAAUUUAAUUCUUUAUUUUCUUUAUUAUUAUAAACUCGGGUUAUCGUUAAAAGUUCGCAAAUAAACACAAUACGAAGUGAACAAAAAUAAAUUAAUAAUAAAUAUGAAUAUAAAAGAGAAUUUUAAAGCCAAUGAUGCUUUGAUAGAAAAUCUCGAGUUUUCGCAUCGAAUGAUACGCGUGUGAGCUAAUCUCUGAUAGAAAUCGGAUGCGCAAGUGGCCUGAUUCUUCAGUAUCCCCCAAACACACAUGGGAUUUUAUAGUCGCGUCUGUUAUCUCGAAACGAACUGAACGCUUUAAUUGAAUCCGCUUGAUACGACACCGAUGAUUUCUGCCAUCGUACGAUACACCAUACCAGGGGAAAUAUAGGAGAAUAACAAAUAGGAGAAAUAAAAUCCGCGUUUGUUAUAUGCGACUCUAAGCAAUAAAGAAACGCACGAGCAUAGAAAAAAAAAAAAAGACGACGAUAUCUUAUCUACGCGCAGCACAGUGUUUUCGUCAUAGCUAUUCGUUUAUCUUCACUGCGAGCGCGACAUUUCUCAUAUUCUCACUUCUCAUCGUGAGAUCACGACGAAACUACAGGAUUUCUCGGAGAAACCGCGAUCUUGGCAAAGCCAGGAAAAACAGACCCGAGGUAUGGCAGAUUUACCCACCUGGCGACGAUGCGCCGUUCACAAGAAGCCACCGGAAGAGAUACUGCGACCGGUGUCUCUGCCCGAGAAACUCUUAACUGGUCCCGGUCCCAGCAACUGCUCGGAUCGGGUCCUCCGUUCUCUCGGGCAGCAAGUGCUCGGUCACCUUCAUCCGGAGAUAUGCCAGUUGAUGGACGACAUAAAAGCGGGAUUGCGAUAUGCGUUUCAAACCAGGAACAGACUUAUCCUGGCCCUAAGCACAUCCGGUCAUGGCGGUAUGGAGGCCUGCUUGGAUAAUUUACUCGAGCCGGGCGAGACUGUGCUGAUCGCUAAAUGCGGCAUUUGGGGGGAACGUGCGGCCGACAUGGCCAGUCGCAUUGGCGCAAAUGUAAAAUUUCUGGAGACGCCGUACGGCGUGCCGUUCGAUUUAAUCGACCUAAAGAAGGUUCUCCAGGAACACCGGCCAGCGGUGGUGUUUGUGACGCACGCGGAAUCGUCGACGGGUAUGAAGCAACCCCUGAGGGGUGUCGGCGACUUAAUUCGCAAAUAUGGAGCACUGUUGAUCGUCGACACGGUGGCGUCCUUAGGUGGAGAGCCGUUCUACAUGGACGCCUGGAAGGUGGACGCGACGUACACCGGCAGUCAGAAGGUUCUCGGCGCGCCACCAGGAUUGACGCCCGUCUCUUUUGGUCCGCGCGCGGAGAAAAAGAUAUUCCGGAGGACGUCGCGACCGGCCUACUAUUGGGACAUGAGGAUCCUCGGGGAUUAUUGGAAUUGUUUCGGGGCAUCAAGGAGGGUGUAUCAUCACACGAUAAGCGCCACAUUGGUAUACGGCUUGAGGGCGGCUCUGGCGCAGCUCGCGGAGGAAGGACUUCCCGCCUCCUGGGCGAGACACGCGACGGCGGCCGCCAGAUUUAGGGGUGGCCUUCGAGAUCUCGGAUUACGAUGUUACGUCGAGGAUCCGCGGUACCAAUUGUCGACCGUAAUCCACAGGAUUGAAAUCAGCGGUGGUCUAGGACCAACAGUUGGCAAGAUUUUACGCAUCGGUUUGAUGGGAGUCAACGCGCGAACUUACAUCGUCGAUCGCGUACUUUCUGUCCUCGACGGUGAACUGCAACACGCGCUGAAAGCGAAGAUAUGAGAUCACGAGCGUGAAUUCACGCUUUCACGUUUUGAUAAUUACAUCAAAUGUGUUAAAUGUGGAUAAAAUUACGUCGUGUGAUUUCAAGGAUUGCAAGGCUGCUCUACUUAUUCAAUAGCAAUAAUAAUAAUAAUAAUAAUAAUAAUAAUAAUAAUAAUAAUCGAUAUUUAAUUAAUAAAUCGUUUUGGCACAGUACAGAAUAA